This is a messenger RNA of Closterium sp. Yama58-4, 4494 nucleotides long. Lineage: Eukaryota; Viridiplantae; Streptophyta; Zygnematophyceae; Desmidiales; Closteriaceae. The record is from the annotation of a GenBank genome assembly.
AUGUUGCUCUGGUGGGGCCUUGCGACGACAUCAAUCGUCCCCAACGACUUCCGCAACUGCAUUAUUGCUUGGGAUCGGGCUGGGGCUGAGGCGAAGGAUGAGGAAGCGCAUUUCGCGGCGAUAAAAUCAUUGGCGAAGGCAGACACAUCUUGCCCGUUCGCAUUCAGUCACCACGAUCCGAUAAGGUACCACGUGAUGGCGUCGUCGCUUCCUCCCGCGCCAGAGUCCCUGGUCGACGACUUGCCGCCGGUUUCGCCCACUGCAGCGAUCAAGGCGGCCGUUGUCCGCAUUACUGCAGCCGCCACUGGUGGUGCUGUGCUCGGCGGAGCUCUAGGCUUUGGGCUGGGCUUCGUGGCGCGCGAGGGCACCAAGGUAGCCAUGCGCGAGUCUGCCUUUGGCCUCAAGACUGUGGCUAUCAUGUCAGCUGUCUAUGCUGCCACGUCAGCAGCUAUUGAUAACCUGAGGAAUGAUCUACUUGACAGUGCAAAGCCAGGGCUUGCUGGAUGUGCUGCUGGACUGGCAGCAAGUGUCCCAGGUCCAUCCAUGGCAAUGUUGCAAGGAUGUGCUGCCUUUGGCCUCCUCUCCUUCGUCUUGGAUUUCUUUGCACCGGCUGAAGCAUCUGCCAACUCGUGGUCUCACGGACCUCUUCCCAGUCAUAGAUCCAAUUCGCUCUCGACCGUCGUUAAACUUUUCGUCAUGGCGGUUAAAUGGCGUCCGGCUGUUCUAAAGCGUCGCAUCGCGACACGGCCUUUCGGUGCCUCGUUACUAUCCCCGCGUACUCCGGCUUUCGCGGCCGCGUGUCUGCUACUCUGCACGCUUGCGACACCCCUCGUCUCCUCGCCUGCUUCUGCAGCUCCUUCACCUGAUGGUAACCACGCAACGUCGAAUUUGACAAUGCCCUUCCGUGCUUUCUCCCCUUCCUUGAAUUCCUCCCCAUACGUCGUUUUCCCAAUAUCGUUGUGCGGUCGUCGUCUCCCAUCACUGCAUACAACUCUUCCGUUCCCCCCCGAGCCCACUUUCCGCGUCCACUCCCCACGACCAUUUUCCGCGUGCACUCCCUGCGCCCAUCUUCCGCAUGCGUUCCCCGCGCCCAUUUUCCGCCUGCAUUCCCCGCGUCCAUUUCCCGCGCGCAUUCGCCGCGUCCGCUCCGCGCGCUUGCCCUCCCGCCCUCCGUCCGUUCCAUCAGCGGAAGCUCUUCUCCGCGUGCGCGCGACGCUCCAGCUGUCGCAGGAGUCCGCACUGCCGUCGUGGACCGAUGCGACGAGUCCGUGCGACGGCGGAUGGGAGGCGGACGUGAGAUGCGACCCUGACACCAACCAAGUCGUGCAUCUCGACAUAUCCAGCUUGCAGCUAUCGGGGCCCAUUCCAGGCGCGGACCUCGCCCAACUCUCCUACCUCACCUACCUGGCGUUGGAUGGCAACACCUUCUCGGGCUCUCUGCCUGCUGACCUGUCCAGACUGUCCGCCCUGAAGCACCUGUCACUGGAAGGCAACGCAGUGGAGGGGUCGAUUCCAGGCGACGUGCUGGCCUCCCUCACCGCCCUCACCCUGCUCAACCUCAAGAUGAACAACUUCACGGGCCACCUGCCAGAGUCGCUGGGGGCACUCACUAGCCUUGUUGCACUCAACCUGGGAGCCAAUCAGCUGACAGGAGAGAUCCCAGCAAGUUAUUCCGCCCUCUCGCAAAUUGUGUACUUCAAGGCGUCGCGCAACCAGCUGGACGGCUCCCUUCCCGACUGGUUCGGCUCGUGGCCGCGACUCAUGGACCUAGAGCUCUUCAAGAACGGCUUUACAGGCUCCAUUCCCGAUUCUCUUGGCAACGUGCAGUCUCUGGUUGCGCUGUCCUUGGACGAGAAUGCCCUGUCCGGCUCGCUGCCUGCAUCUCUGGGGUUGCUGCCGCGCCUUGAAGCACUCUAUAUAGUGUCUAACAACCUGGAAGGGCCUAUCCCGGAUACUUUCAGAGGCAUGCAGAGCCUCAAGUUCAUACUCCAAGUCAAACCAUGCACACGCAUUCCCACCAACAUGGGACUACGGGUCAUGUGGAUUCACCGGUCCCAUCCCACCCACCCUCGCAUCUCUCCCCAACCUGAGAGAGCUGUUUCUCGACCACAACGCCUUGCACGGCGCCCUACCGCCCUCCCUUCCUUGCCUCACCCCCUCUCUCUUGUGGCCCCCAUCCUCCCUCUCAAACCCCUCCAUUCUGCCCCCCUCUCUUCCCCUCCCACCUUCCUCAGCGCCCUCGAGUCAUGUGGUUUCACCGGCCCCAUCCCACCCACCCUCGCAUCUCUCCCCAACCUCCGGGAGCUGUUCCUCGACCACAACGCGCUGCACGGCGCCCUGCCUUCCACGCUAGCCUCCCUCUCCGCGCUCACAGCGCUCUACCUCAACAGCAACCAGCUCUCAGGGGAGAUUCCCGAGGACCUGUGUGGGCUGAAGUCGCUGGGGGUGGUCAUGCUGGGGCAUAACGACCUGGAGGGGGGCGUUCCUGCGUGCCUGCUUGCUCUGCCCAACAUCACCACGCUGGACCUGUCAUCCAACCGCCUGUCAGGCCCCGUCCCGCCCGUCCCUCCUGCCUCCACCAUCGACUUUCGAGUCGGCGGAAACUGCCUGGAAGGAGCGCCGCAGCAGCUCUCCCCUUGCCCCACAGGACCCCCCUCCUCCUCCGCCCUUGAUGUCGCCCCGCCUCUCACCCUGCCUCCUCCGCGUGUCGAAGAGCUGCCAGUGACGGAGUACGGGCUGUCAAAGAUAAAGCGCUCCACAAAGAACCUCACCACGCUGUACGGCAAGGGUAGCUUCGGCACCGUCUACCUGGCGCAGGACUUCCUGCCUGACCGCACCAACCCGCAUGUCAUCAUCAAGAGGGCACACGACCCUGAGAUCCCACCGCCCCCCUCCCCCUCUUCCCCCCACCGUGCUCCCUUUGCCUGCUACGGUACUGCAGAGAUGAGCGAGGAGCAGUUGAAGGAGAAGGUGGAUGAGCUGACACUGAUGAGGCAUCUCUCACAUGCACAGUCCCACCGCCCCCCUCCAACUCUUCCCCCCACCGUGCUCCCUUUGCCUGCUACUGCAGAGAUGAGCGAGGAGCGGUUGAAGGAGAAGGUGGAUGAGCUGACGAAGGCACCUUGCCAUGCCUUCAAGGAGAAGGUGGACGAGCUAGCGAGGGCAAGGCACCGGUGUCUGGUGGCGCUGCUGGGGUACUGCAUGGGCAAGACCGAGAGAAUGCUCGUGUUUGAGUAUAUGCCCUAUGGCACACUCUUUGACCGCCUGCACCGCUCCAACCUGGAUCCCAUGCCAUGGGACGCACGCGUGCGGGUGGCGGUGAACGUGGCAUCAGCGCUGGCCUAUCUGCAUCACGGCGUGGACCCGCCUCUCACCCACCGCGCUGUCACCUCCUCCAACGUGCUGCUCGGCGCUGAUAUGACCGCCAAGCUGUCCGACUACGGGCUGGCGAGGGGCUGUGCGGCCCAGGCAGCAGACGACCUGGCACGGCGGCGCCGCGCGCACCGCAGCUCACGCAGCCGCGGCACGAGCAUCGGCAGCACGGGGCAGCUGGACAACCUCCGCGGGGGCACCAGCCCUGGCAGCAGCACCCGCAGCAGUGCUGGUGGCGGUGCUGGUGGCGGUUCUGGUGGCGACUUGCUGGGCGGUGUGGGCGGGCGGUCGUUUGGGAGUGGGAGGCGGCGCGGUGGUGGGGAGAGUGCGAGCGCGUACACGGAUGGGGAAGCGGUGCUGUCACGGGAAAACACGCCCGCGCGGGAGAGGGAGCCGAUGCUGUCUAGGGAGAACACGAUGACGAGCAUGGAUGAGAGGAAGGCGGAUGUGUAUGGGUUCGGAGUGGUGCUGCUGGAGCUGAUCACGGGGCAGAAGGCCAUGCAGGACGUGCAUAUCACCAGCCUGGCGGCGCCCUUCCUGGAGGAUGAUCAGAUGAUGCCCCUCAUGGCUGACAGCGCUCUCGCAGGCUACUUCAAUCAGGACGAGCUCAUCUCCCUGGCCUCCAUAGCACGGGACUGUGUGCACCAAGCACCCUCGCAGCGCCCCUCCAUGCUCGACGUGCUGCGAGCCCUCGAGGACACAGUCGACGAGGACCUACUCUCCUCCCUCCACGGCCCCUCCACGCGCCUCCUCUCCCCCGGCUCCACUGCCAGUGCCAUCACCAGCACCAGCAACGGGGACCGGUACACCGCCCUGGCGAAUGAUGGUGCUUUUGACGAUGCUGCUGGGGGGGGAGUGGGGAUGGGUGGAGGAGCAGGGAUGGGGGGAGGAGCGGGGAUGGGGGGAGCGGGAGCGGGGAAGCGGAGUGCGGGGUCGUCGUUCAUUGAAGCGAUUUCGGCGUCGUUUCGGAGGCGAGGGGAUGGGGAGAAGGGUGGGGGGAAGGGGGAGGGGGUGCAGAGGGGGGCGGGGCAAGGCCCCCCGUCGCUGAAUCUGUCAGGGAGGAGUGAUACCUCUGACAUGGAGAGCUCGUCCCUGCUUUACAUUACCCCCAAGGGGCACUGA